UCAUCCGUCGGAUCACAUCGUAUUGAUACAAAUCGACGGACAGGAACGCUGGAUCAUGUCGUCCAUGGGCGAUCGGACGGUCAGAUUCCUUAGCUAUAUUUGCUCCCCCCCCACUUCGUCUUCGUGACUGCGGCUUUCCCUAGGGCACGCGAAAUCUCCCCGAUUCCUCCUCUUCCCUCGCCGCCGCCUACGCCGCGCCUACGCCGCUGCCGCCUCGACGGCUAGGAGAAGCUGCUCAGGUCUGCCGGCGAGAGGCUUCACGUCUUCUCUCUCCGGUACCACCUCCGUCAAGGCUACGAGCACUUCACCAGUCCGACACCUACAACCUAUCGCGGUGAGUUCCGAUCCAACACCUCGUCCCCUCCUCCUCCUCCUCCGCCUAAAUCCCUACACCUGGUAGAGGUUCCUCCUCCACCUUCAAUAUGACUUAACUCGUCUUAAUUUUCCGGCACUUCCUCCCUCUCUCUUCCGCGGCCGCCGCCGGCUGAGUUGGAAAAGUGUUGGCCUCUUGAAUCUUUUCGAUACCACGCUCAUUGCAUUUGUCAUCAAGUCCCCUUUCAAAGUUUUGUAAGCAAGUUGAGCACGCUGGAGGAUGUGUUCAAGAGUUGCGGAGGUUUUUUUUGUUUCUUUGGCGAACUGAAUAAAGGAUGAUACCACUGUGUUUGUUGGUUUGACAAGCUUACUUUGACAGACAUACUAAAUCAGAAAACCAUUCAACUAUUUGAGUGAAUAUCAAUAUGGCUGGGGAUUUUUCACAUCAUGAAAUGGCAGAUGAUAGUACCUACAAGUUCUCCCAGGACAGGCCCGAGGAAGUUAAACUGCCCGGCGCUUCUUGGUACUUGGGUCGUAAGGAUAUUGAGGAAAAUUUCCCAUCUAGGCGAGAUGGCAUUGAUCUCAAGAAAGAAACUUAUCUCCGGAAGUCUUACUGCACUUUCCUUCAAGAUUUAGGCAUGAGAUUGAAAGUACCUCAAGUUACAAUAGCUACUGCAAUUGUAUUCUGUCACCGUUUUUUUCUCCGCCAAUCUCAUGCAAGAAAUGAUAGGAGAACUGUUGCUACUGUUUGCAUGUUUUUGGCGGGAAAGGUGGAAGAAUCGCCUAGACCAUUAAAGGAUGUCAUUCUUGUUUCUUAUGAGAUCAUCCACAAAAAAGAUCCUACUGCUGUUCAAAGAAUCAAACAAAGGGAAGUAUAUGAACAGCAGAAAGAGCUGAUUUUGAUUGGGGAACGUUUGGUACUUGCGACGCUAGGUUUUGACCUAAAUGUACUACAUCCAUACAAACCCCUCGUUGAAGCAAUCAAGAAGUUUAAGAUUGCUCAAAACGCCCUUGCACAAGUUGCAUGGAAUUUUGUCAAUGAUGGGCUGCGAACAUCGCUUUGCUUGCAAUUUAAGCCCCACCAUAUCGCAGCCGGUGCAAUCUUCCUGGCCGCUAAGUUUCUAAAAGUAAAGCUUCCCUCUGAUGGGGAUAAAGUGUGGUGGCAAGAAUUUGAUGUUACCCCUCGGCAGUUGGAAGAGAUAAGCAAUCAAAUGUUGGAACUAUAUGAACAAAACCGUCCUGCACCAGCAUCGCAAGGCAAUGAAACUGAAGGUAGUUCUGCUAGCGGUGUGAAUCAGCGGGUUCCUGCAAAAGCCCUUAUCGAUAUCGAGGAGCCUACAACACGAAGUGGAUAUUCUCAGCAUGUCGGAAGUCAUGACGGUAAUGAUCACGGAAGGCACGAGCUGCAAACUGGAGUCUCCGGUAACAAAGUUGUCGGAGCGAAGGACGCGUGGCAUCACGAACCAGUGAAUGAUCCAGAUACUCUUGGCAGUAGACCCAGCAGGUCUGAACCUACAGCUGAAGAAUAUGGAGUUCCUCCUUCGAACAGGAUCUUCGCCCAGAGUCAAGCUUCCAAAGUACAGUCCCCUGCAAUGGAUGCCAUAAAGAAGAUUGACAAAGAGAAAGUCAAGGCUGCACUGGAGAAAAGGAAAAGAUCGAGGCCCGAGUUUGCCAGAAAACCAGAUCACAUGGACGAAGAAGACCUUAUUGAGAGGGAGUUGGAGCACGGCAUUGAAUUGGCGGUCGAGGAUGAACGGAACAAGCAGAAGAGUCAUAACUGGUCCAAGCCUUCAAACAAUAUAGAUCUAAUGGAGAAUGCGGAAGAAGGCGAACUCUCAGUGGACAGCCAAGAUGGUCAAUUACCUGAACCAAGCAGCAAGAGGAUGAAAACUACUUCCUUGCGCCGCCCCAAUGGCAUUGACGAUUUACGACCACCUGGAAGAAAGGUUCACGCCGGGAAACCAAGCAUAAUCGAAGAAUAAGCCACACUAACCUCACCAUUACUCUCAAAAUGGCCGUGGAAGGUUGAACCAGAUCCGACCCAACUCGGCCGGGUUGGACCAUUAGCGGCCCGGUCUGAUUGACAUCAAAGAUAAAAGAAAGCAAACAUAUUCAAAAUGAAUCGUCGUUCUC
Molecule: messenger RNA, 2445 nt
Organism: Zingiber officinale
Lineage: Eukaryota; Viridiplantae; Streptophyta; Magnoliopsida; Zingiberales; Zingiberaceae
Product: cyclin-T1-3-like
Exons: 10
Coding region: 738-2294 (518 amino acids)
Biological process (GO): regulation of transcription by RNA polymerase II; positive regulation of DNA-templated transcription, elongation
Cellular component (GO): nucleus; cyclin/CDK positive transcription elongation factor complex
Molecular function (GO): cyclin-dependent protein serine/threonine kinase activator activity
Source: RefSeq, a predicted model, not a curated record